Molecule: messenger RNA, 945 nt
Organism: Salmo salar (Atlantic salmon)
Lineage: Eukaryota; Metazoa; Chordata; Actinopteri; Salmoniformes; Salmonidae
Source: RefSeq, a predicted model, not a curated record
GAACACUAUCUGAUUUUAUGAUGACAGUCAUUGGCUCUAAAUACUUGAAAGUUAUGAUAAAUUAUUGAACAUGUUAUUACAUUGACAGCAUGUCUUUCGGUGGCUUCAGGCAACCUGUUAAGAUAGGCCUAACUGAGAUUUCUGCACCAGUUUUUGGUUGGGGGACACCUUUCUCAUUAUUGCUGUUAGUAAUAACAACGUGAUGUGGAGGUAUGGCUACGUGAGACUACGUCUGGUGUAAUCAAAAUGAAUUGAAAAUGACCCAUGUGUAUCCAGUCGCAGGGAGACCCUGAUGGAGUCUAUCAGUUCCUAUAAGCCUGGUUCUGAGGCUUUGUCUGAGGCUCGGGUUCUGCUGCUGGGGCCUGUCGGAGUCGGCAAGUCCAGCAUCAUCAGCUCUGUUCAGUCAGUCUUCACAGGAAGAUUCACUAAAUGUUUUGGGCAUAUUGUUCGAUCCCGCUCAGUAGGUGGCGGCAUGCACAUGCACGGGCCAUGGUUGGCUCUUCCUCUGCCAGCUUCACCAAAAAGCUCCAGUUGUUCAACAUCCGUGGGCGGAGUCCAGAGCAGCCUACUGCGCUGGUCCUGUGUGAUGUCAUGGGUCUGGGAGAUGGGGAGACCACUGGACUAACCCUCCAUGACACUCUGGCUAUCAUCAAAGGCCAUGCACCCGAGGGACACAAGUUCAGUCCUGAGCAGCCUGUGAGAUCAGAGACUGUGGGCUAUGUGAAGAAGCCGUCCCUUAAAGACAAGGUCCACUGUGUCGUCUUUGUGGUGGAUGCUUCUAAAGUGUCCAGCUACACCAAAGGCCUGGGCACCACCUUCCAACAGCUCCGAGAACACAUCAGUGACCUGGGUGUGCAUCAAGUCGCACUUGAUGUGGUGUGUCAGGAAACCGCCCGUGACAUCAACCAGGUGUACAACAGUCGGAUCGUUCAGCAGACGCUAUAG